This is a messenger RNA of Drosophila hydei, 2030 nucleotides long. RefSeq names its product T-complex protein 1 subunit zeta (gene CCT6). Gene Ontology annotation, molecular function: ATP binding; ATP hydrolysis activity; ATP-dependent protein folding chaperone. The transcript has 2 exons. Gene Ontology annotation, cellular component: chaperonin-containing T-complex. Gene Ontology annotation, biological process: protein folding. The coding region runs from base 107 to 1705 and encodes 532 amino acids. The record is from RefSeq and is a predicted model, not a curated record. Lineage: Eukaryota; Metazoa; Arthropoda; Insecta; Diptera; Drosophilidae.
ACAAUCUACUGCCUGGUGAUUCUUCUUUAACAACUGGUCCGGCGUGUUUGUUGCAUUUGCAUUUAAUUCUUUCAAUUUAAUAUUUGUUGGUAAUUGAAAUACAGAAAUGGCUUCCAUCAGCUUGUUGAACCCAAAGGCUGAAUUUGCGCGUGCCGCGCAAGCUCUGGCCAUUAACAUUAGCGCUGCUAAAGGUCUGCAGGAUGUGAUGCGGACCAAUUUAGGACCAAAAGGCACAGUUAAAAUGUUGGUCUCCGGCGCUGGUGACAUCAAGAUCACUAAAGAUGGUAACGUUCUGCUGCAUGAUAUGCAAAUCCAGCACCCAACCGCAUCGAUGAUUGCACGUGCCAGUACAGCGCAGGAUGAUUCCACAGGCGAUGGCACCACCACCACGGUUAUGCUAAUUGGAGAGUUGCUAAAGCAGGCGGACAUUUAUUUGUCGGAGGGCUUGCAUCCACGCAUCAUGGCGGAGGGCUUUGAGAAGGCACGCGACAAGGCACUGGAAGUGCUGGACAAAGUCAAGGUGCCAGUCGAUAUCAACAAAAAGAACCUGAUGGAAAUUGCCAAUACCAGUUUGAAGACCAAGGUGCAUCCGCAACUUGCAGAUCUUCUGACGGAGGUUUGCGUUGAUGCUGUGCUGACAAUUUCUAACGAUAAGAAGCAACCCAUAGAUCUGCAUAUGGUCGAACUGAUGGAGAUGCAACAUAAGACCGAUACGGACACACAGCUGGUGCGUGGCUUGGUCAUGGACCAUGGCGCACGUCAUCCCGAUAUGCCCAAGCGACUGGAGAACGCCUACAUUCUAACUGCCAACGUUUCAUUGGAAUAUGAGAAGGCUGAAGUGAACUCUGGUUUCUUCUACAAGACGGCUACAGAGCGUGAGGCAUUUGUACGUGCCGAGCGUGAAUUUAUUGAUCAACGCGUGAAGAAGGUAAUCGAGCUUAAACGUGCCGUGUGCGAUGGCACCGACAAGACUUUUGUCCUCAUCAAUCAAAAGGGCAUUGAUCCCAUCUCGCUGGACGCUCUGGCUAAGGAAGGCAUUCUAGCUCUGCGUCGUGCUAAGCGUCGCAACAUGGAGCGUCUGGCUCUUGCUUGCGGUGGCACUGCCAUGAAUUCUUUCGACGAUCUGCAAGAAGAAAAUCUGGGAUAUGCCGGCUCUGUGUACGAGCAUGUUCUCGGUGAGAACAAGUACACGUUUGUGGAGGACUGCAAGAAUCCGUUGUCUGUUACAAUUUUGAUCAAGGGACCCAAUAAGCACACAAUCACUCAAAUCAAGGAUGCCAUUCGGGACGGUCUGCGUGCCAUCAACAAUACCAUUGGCGAUAAGGCAUUGGUACCAGGCGCAGGCGCUUUCGAAGUACGAGCCUACAACGAGCUAGUUCAGUAUAAGGAAACUGUAAAGGGCAAAGCCCGUCUGGCCGUGCAGGCCUUUGCUGAUGCCCUGCUGGUCAUACCUAAGACGCUGGCUGUCAACAGCGGUUACGAUGCACAGGACACCAUUGUGAAGCUGACGGUCGAGGACAGGCUGAGCCCGGAACUAGUCGGUCUUGAUCUGUCGACUGGCGAACCCAUGAAACCCACUGAUCUUGGCGUUUAUGAUAAUUACAUUGUCAAAAAGCAGAUCCUCAACUCCUGCUCCAUUAUUGCCAGCAAUUUAUUGCUCGUCGACGAGGUGAUGCGUGCGGGCAUGACCAGCCUCAAGGGCUAGUUCCUGAUUAGCUUGUGUCACAUCUCUGAGUUUCAUCUAAUAUUAACCAGGCUAAUUUAAACUACACCCACAAAAAACAAACUUAUAAACAUACGCACCCGCAACAACGACAACUAAAACUUGUAUAAGGAUGAUUUGUCACUAUGAGCGAAUCAUUAUCGCUGAUUCGUUUACUUAUCCAACUGCUGGCGCUUCUACAAGAGUCAAAUGCUAAAAAAUAUCUUAACUUCAUCAAGUAUUUCUCUUUUUUUUAUAUCACUAAUGUUUACUUAAUACGAACCAUUGGUUUAAAAAAUAUAUUAAAACUCAUUUCAAGAAGAUUUUG